AUGAUUUUAUUAUUUUUAUUCUUCAUAUUUAUAUUUAAUGUACAAACCUUUUUACAUUUUAAUAAUAAUACAUAUAUUGAACAAUUACCAUCAGAUUAUUUUUAUUCAUUUACUAAAUCAAAAUCUAUUCCUGAGCCUUAUUUAAUUAGUAUAAAUGAUGAAUUAAUGAAUAAUCUUUCUCUAUCAAUGAUUGAUCGACAAGAAAUGGCUGAAUUAUUAAGUGGUAAUAAACUUCUGUCUGGUUCUCGACCAGUAGCGAUGGUUUAUGCUGGUCAUCAAUUUGGUUAUUUUACUUCACAAUUAGGUGAUGGUCGAGCUCUUCUACUUGGUCAAUUAAAUCAAUGGGCAUUUCAUGCUAAAGGUACUGGACCAACACAAUAUUCUCGUGGUGGUGAUGGUCGAGCAGUAUUACGUUCAUCAAUACGAGAAUAUCUCGCAUCUGAAGCAAUGUUUCAUUUAGGUAUUGAAACAACACGUGCACUAAGUCUUGUUGGUUCUGUUCUUUCACCAGUCUAUCGGGAAACAAUUGAAACAGCUGCUAUUGUUGUACGUAUUGCACCAAUUGUUGCAUUUAUACGUAUGGGUACAUUUGAAUUAUUUUCAACUCGUCUUCAAUAUCAACAAGUUCGACAAUUAGCUGAUUUUGUUAUUAAUAAUAUGUAUGAUAAACCAUUAUCGAGUAAAAAUCGUUAUAAUUUAUUAUUAAUUGAUAUUACACAUCGAACAGCAAAUCUUGUUGCUUAUUGGCAAGCAUUUGGUUUUACACAUGGUGUAUUAAAUACUGAUAAUAUGAAUGUAAUUGGAUCAACAGUUGAUUAUGGACCUUUUGGUUUUGUUGAAACUAAACUUCAAGGUUAUAUACCAAAUCAUUCAGAUGAUGAAGGUCGAUAUGCAUUUGAUCGACAACCAUCGAUAGCUGCAUGGAAUCUUGCUAAAUUACGUUUAGCAUUUGAUUCAUUAAUUGAAUCAACAUAUCCGAUAAAUGAACAAUAUGAAUUUUGGUUAUAUUUUAAUCGUACAUAUGAUAAUUUAAUGCGUAAAAAACUUGGUUUAACAUUUUAUCUUCAAUCUGAUAAAUGGCUUUAUGAAGAAAUUCUUCGUUUAUUAGAUUUAUAUCAUAUUGAUUAUACUAGAUUUUGGAGACAACUUGCCGACGAUAUUAUUCCUAAUGAAAUACAAAAUGAACAUUGGUAUUAUGUAUAUAAACAAAGAUUAGCAUUAGAAGGUAGUUAUGCUAAUAAAAUUCGUCGUGAACAAAUGAAUCGUAUUAAUCCAAAAUAUAUUUUAAGAAAUUACAUGGCUCAAAUAGCAAUUGAAAAAGCACAAAAAGGUGAUUUUAAUGAAAUUGAUCGACUUUUUCAUUUACUUCGACAUCCUUAUGAUGAACAACCUGAUAUGAAUGAUUAUGCAAAAGCAUCUCCGGAAUGGGCAAAAAAGAUCAUUAUUUCGUGUUCAUCUUAA
This is a messenger RNA of Rotaria sordida, 1461 nucleotides long. The record is from the annotation of a GenBank genome assembly. NCBI's taxonomy places the organism in Eukaryota, Metazoa, Rotifera, Eurotatoria, Philodinida, Philodinidae.